Messenger RNA from Podarcis muralis (Common wall lizard), 876 nucleotides. NCBI's taxonomy places the organism in Eukaryota, Metazoa, Chordata, Lepidosauria, Squamata, Lacertidae. The record is from RefSeq and is a predicted model, not a curated record.
AUGCAUGGCCAGGAGACCAUCCAAGCACCUACAGACUUAGCAGACAGCCCCAGCAUAUCUUCCAAGGAAGAAACCUCAGCAGCAGACUCAGUGAAAGCUGACACCUGUGCCAGAGAGUGGCUGCAAUACCAGGGCAAUUGCUAUGGCUAUUUUGAGACUCAGAUGACCUGGCACGAGGCAGAGAUUGAGUGCCAGAGUUACAGGCGUGGGGCCCACCUUGCUUCCCUCCUUACCCCCGCAGAGACCCUCGUGGUAGCCAAUCACAUCGCUGCUUACCAGACUGACAUCAGCAAUGUCUGGAUUGGUUUGCAUGACAUCCGACAUAGUGGGAAAUGGAGGUGGUCAGAUGAGUCUACCUACAACUACAAAGCCUGGAUGCUGGGGGCACCCAACAACUUGGGGAAGGACGAGUAUUGUGUUGAGCUGAGGCAUUCUGUGAGAGAGGAAGUUGUUCCUGGUGAUGGCGCACCUGAGCAAAUAGCAGUAGGAGCUCCCAUGGGAAGUGCCCAUGAAAGAAGAUGCCAUCCUGAAGAAAGAGUUCGCAGCGAACGUGCAGAAUUCACCAAGUGGAAUGAUGCAAAGUGCCACAAACUGAACGCCUACAUCUGCAAACAUGAACUGUAGCAAGGGCCUGGAUUCAACUGUGCUUGGGAGAUACUUGGGAUGCAAAGGAAGGGGACUCCCCAGUGGAUCUUCUCUGAUCUCCAGGACAUCUUGGGGGCUUUCUUUUAUUAAAGGACCAGGCCUCCCAAGACAACGGACACAGAUCAUGCUUAACCCAAGGCCAUUGUCCCAUAACAGAAAAGUCAUACUUUAUGUUAUAUAUGUUAGUUUCUGUUUCCCUCACUGAGCAGCUGCUUGCAGUCACAGGACUGU